Erigeron canadensis is the source of this 1172-nucleotide messenger RNA. RefSeq lists its product as uncharacterized. Gene Ontology annotation, cellular component: mitochondrion. The record is from RefSeq and is a predicted model, not a curated record. Lineage: Eukaryota; Viridiplantae; Streptophyta; Magnoliopsida; Asterales; Asteraceae. Bases 76 to 993 code for a protein of 305 amino acids. Gene Ontology annotation, molecular function: protein-containing complex binding. The transcript has 7 exons.
CGUACUUCACCAACUCAACUAAAACUCACCACACCACAACCUUGGAGAGGAGUGGUUUAGUCACAAACAGAGAAAAUGUCUUGUUCAUCUCUAUCAUUUGUAGCUGCUGCCAUUUCUGCACAACCUUCUUCAACUUCAAAGACAUGUUUAUCUCCUUCUUCUGCUAUCCCUUAUUUUCAUUUCUCAAACCCCAAUAGAUUUUCAAGGUUUGGUGUCAAAUGCAGCUAUGCUGAUGCAGGCAUAAAGGACAACUCCUUCACUAUAGAUGUUGAAGCAAAUAUUAAGACUGAGAGGCUUGUAGUGCUGGGAGGCAGUGGUUUCGUUGGGUCAGCUAUAUGCAAGGCUGCAGCAUCAAGGGGUAUUGAAGUCAUAAGCCUAAGCAGGUCAGGACGGCCAAAUAGCUUGGACUCAUGGGAAGAUCAAGUGACUUGGAUCACUGGAGAUGUUUUCUAUGUUAAUUGGGAUGAAGUACUUCCCGGCGCUACCGCAGUGAUUUCAACACUCGGAGGUUUUGGUAGCGAGGAACAGAUGCAACGAAUUAAUGGUGAGGCGAAUGUCGUUGCGGUAACCGCUGCCAAAGAAUAUGGAAUUCCCAAGUUUGUCUUGAUCUCGGUGCAUGACUAUAAUAUACCAUCUUUCUUACUUACGUCUGGAUACUUCACUGGAAAGCGAAAGGCCGAAUCCGAGGUUCUCUCCAAAUACCCGGGUUCUGGUGUUGUACUAAGACCUGGGUUUAUAUACGGGAAAAGAAAGUUUGGUGAUAUUGAGAUCCCGUUGGAUUUGAUAGGCGAACCUGUGGAAAGACUUCUCAAUGCCACAUCAAGCUUCACCAAACCCCUGAAUUCUCUACCUGCAUCUGAUCUAGUUUUGGCUCCUCCUGUUAGCGUGGAUGACGUUGCACUAGCUGCAAUAAAUGCAGUAAAAGAUGAUGAUUGCUUUGGUGUUUUUACAAUCGACCAAAUCAAGCAAGCUGCAGCCGGUGUCAAAGUGUGAGCCCAUCGCACGUUUAAGCAUUAGAAUUCGUAAUACGUAUAGAUAUGUAUUUAUUGUAUUGCAUAAUGUUGUAACUAGCAACUACCGGACUGUAUGCAAUACAAAGAUGCAUUUGUGAAGGCAUACAAUUCAGAAUCAUGAGUAUUGAUUCUUGAUUACAAUGAAAUGAGCUUUCUUCA